Messenger RNA from Arachis stenosperma, 2025 nucleotides. Its product is annotated as vacuolar cation/proton exchanger 3-like. Gene Ontology annotation, molecular function: calcium:proton antiporter activity. NCBI's taxonomy places the organism in Eukaryota, Viridiplantae, Streptophyta, Magnoliopsida, Fabales, Fabaceae. Bases 345 to 1721 code for a protein of 458 amino acids. Gene Ontology annotation, cellular component: plant-type vacuole membrane. The record is from RefSeq and is a predicted model, not a curated record. Gene Ontology annotation, biological process: intracellular calcium ion homeostasis; calcium ion transmembrane transport. The transcript is spliced from 12 exons.
UCAAGCAAAUAAAAUCUGCUCUAUUUCUCUUUAUUUUCCUUUUCUUUUCUCCUCCUCCUCCUCCACUUCUUCCUCUUCCAUUUCUUUUCUUCUUCUAGUCCCCUGCUCUCCAAAAUCGCAACACAUAAUAAUAAUAAUAAUAAUAAUAAAUAAAUACAAAUAUUUUCUUGCUCCCCUUUGAGUGAGCUGUAUCUGCUACAACAGUCCACUGCCCUUCCUCCCUGCCUUGCCGCGGUGUGGGCUCCACCGACACCGAUUCGACUUCGCCGGAGCUGGAUCCUUAGCUGGCGCUGCUAGCUGCUAUAUAUCUUCAAUCUGUUAUACUCACACAAGUGGAAAUAGGUAUGCGGAUGGAGUCUCCAGAUUUCGACGAAGAAGAGGAGAUUCCGUUGAAGGAGGAAACUUCCUUUUCCUCUUCUUCGUCUUCGCCGACGAAAGGAAGACUAACUCAUCACAGUCACAGUCAUGGUAAUCAUCACAAUCACAGUAAUCGCAACAAUCAUGCUUUCAGUUUCGAGACCACCACGGCGGCCGUGCUCUCUCCAGAUUUACCCAAAUCUUCUGUAUUCAGGCUUUUGCGGAUCACACGAAUCAGGAGUCUUUAUGUAGUCUUAAUCAAAGCCAAGAUCAACCUACUCCUCCCCUUUGGUCCACUCGCCAUUGCCCUCCAUUACCUCACCGGAAAACAUGGAUGGGUGUUCUUCUUCAGCUUGUUGGGUAUUGCUCCUUUGGCAGAACGUUUGGGUUAUGUUACUGAGCAACUUGCAUUCUACACGGGACCAACAGUUGGGGGUCUGCUCAAUGCCACAUUUGGCAAUGCAACUGAAAUGAUUAUAUCCAUCUUUGCAUUGAAAAACGACAUGAUUAGGGUUGUUCAACAAUCGUUACUCGGCUCAAUCUUGUCGAAUAUGCUCCUAGUUCUUGGAUGUGCAUUCUUUACCGGUGGGAUUGUCCACUACAAAAAGGUGCAGGUUUUCAAUAAGGCCGCUGCUGUUGUCAAUUCCGGGUUGCUGUUGAUGGCUGUGAUGGGCAUACUUUUCCCGGCGGUGCUUCACUUUACUCAUUCGGAGGUUCACCUUGGGAAGUCGGUGUUAUCUCUAUCAAGAUUUAGCAGCUGUGUAAUGCUAGUUGCGUAUGCGAGCUACCUUUUUUUUCAACUUAAGAGCCAGCCCAAUCUUUAUAGUCCUGUGGAUGAGGAAGGAGUUAGUGGUGAAAAUUCAGAUGAGGAGGAAGAACUUGAAUUAACUCAAGCGGAAGCAAUAGUCUGGCUUGCUAUCUUGACGGCAUGGGUAUCUUUAUUGUCCGGGUACCUUGUAGACGCCAUAGAGGGAGCAUCUGAGUCAUUAAAUAUGUCGAUGGCAUUUAUCAGUGUCAUCUUGCUCCCAAUUGUUGGCAAUGCUGCAGAACAUGCAAGUGCUAUCAUGUUUGCCAUGAAGGACAAACUUGAUAUCACCAUUGGAGUUGCUGUUGGAUCAUCUACACAGAUAUCUAUGUUUGUGAUCCCAUUCUGUGUGGUUGUUGGAUGGUGUAUGGGAAAAGAAAUGGACUUGAAUUUUCAACUCUUUGAGACCGCCACACUUUUUAUCACGGUGCUGGUAGUUGCAUUUAUGAUGCAGGAAGGAACCUCAAACUAUUUUAAAGGCUUGAUGCUUAUAUUAUGCUAUCUUAUUGUCGCUGCCAGUUUCUUCGUACAUGUAGACCCUAAAACUGGUGAUGACUAGAUACCAUAACGAUGGACAAGUGUGUAGGGACUACAGUCCACGUUAUCUUUGUUUUCCACUUCCUUAACACGCAGCAAUGUAUUCAAAUGGGUUCUGAAGCUUCAUUCAUUCACCAUCACCAUGGCGUGGGGAAAAAGAAUAACUUUAGUGACGGCGAUCAUUGUUGUCCUGAGCUGAAAAUUUUUCAGCCGUGUAUAAUAUUGAUUUUGAAAAAGAUGGAUUACUGUACUGGUUUUUUUUCCUUUUAAUGCCCCCCAUAUCUGUCAUUCAUUUACCAGGGAAAAGAAAAAAAAAAUUCUUCAAA